GAGAAAGCGGGAUGUUGGUUAAGAACUGGUUAAGGGAUGGUUACUGCUAGUUAGCAUGGGGGAGGGAGGGUUAGAGCGAGGGGGUGAGUGGUGAGCAGUGUGAGGAGAGGUAUUGCUAGUUAGUGAGAGCUGGUUAAGGUUAUUGCUAGUAGGAGGUAGUAAAAACUAGUUAGGGAUUGUUAAAUCGAAUUCUUGUAGUUAGCAGCUGGUGAAGGAUUGGUUAUUACUAGUUAAAUGAAGGAUCAUGGUUAGCCAGUUAUAAUUUUUGUGGGGGGUAAAGUAUUCAGCGUUUGGGUUUUACUAACCAGUGUUGGUGGAAAUUGGUUAGUCAGAGCGUGGUUAUUAUUAGUUAGUGGGAGUGGAUUGGUAACCAGGCAGCAUGGGGCCUGGCUAUCAUUAAUCAGUGGGGGCAGAAAACAGACACGGCGAGGAGUUAGCAUGAUAGCAGGUUGCAGAUGGGUUAACCAGUAGUCGAACCAGGUUGUGAAUGGUUAUGAGUUGAGCUGAGUUAUCCAGUGGUCGAUCCUGGUUGUGAGUGGCUUAAUCUGUAAUUUGAGCCCCGUUGUGGACGCAUUAAGUGGUAGUUAAGCUGUUUUAUGGACAGGUUAAGUGGUAGUUGAGCUGGUUAUGUGGUGAUUGCGUCUGUUAAUGAGUGGGUUAAGUGGUUCAGCUGGUUAGUGGACCGGUUAAGUGGUGUUUGUGUCUGUUAAUAAGUGCAUUAAGUGCUAGUUGAGCUGGUACAUAGAUUGGUUAAGCAGUAGUUAACCGGGUUACUAGGGAGGGAUGUCUGAGCGGGAGGAGCGCCGGUUUGCCGAGGUGCCCCGCGAGUCGGUGAAGCUGAUGGCGGAGAGCGCGGGGCUGGAGCUCGGUGACGAGGUGGCGGCCCUGCUGUCCGAGGACGUCUGCUACCGGCUGCGCGAGGUGGCGCAGAACAGCGCACAGUUCAUGAAACACGCCCGGCGCAGGAAGCUCACCACCGAGGACUUCAACCGUGCCUUGCGCUGGGCCAACGUCGAGCCGGUGUGCGGCUACGGGGCGGCUGACGGGCUGCCAUUCCGCGGGCUGAGGGACGGUGAGCUGCUCGUGCCCGAGGACCGUGAGGUGAACCUGCUUGAGCUGGCGCUCGCCACCAACAUCCCGAAGGGCUGCGCCGAGACCACCAUCCGCGUUCAGAUCUCGUACUUGGACAGUAAAGGCAACGAAGAGGCUCAGGGAGUGGUGCCGACAGCCGUCUCCUCCCUCUCGGACGACCUGAUGAAAUAUUACCAGCAAGUCACCAGGGCCGUGCUCGGGGAUGACCACCACCUCAUGAAGGUGGCUCUUCAGGACCUGCAGUCGAAUUCGAAGAUUGCCGCUCUGCUGCCCUACUUUGUGUACGUGGUCAGUGGGGUGAAAUCGGUGAGCCACGACCUGGAGCAGCUGAACCGGCUCCUGCACAUGGUGAAGAGUCUGAUCUGCAACCCGUACCUGUACCUGGGCUCGUACCUGCGCAGCCUGGUCUCCAGCGUCAUGUACUGCAUCCUGGAGCCGCUGGCCGCCUCCAUCAACCCCCUCAACGACCACUGGACCCUCCGGGACUACGCUGCCCUGCUGCUGAGUCAGAUCUUCUGGUGGCACGGUGACUUGGUCGGGGGUCUGUACCACCAGAUCCUGCUGACCCUGCAGAAGGUGCUCGUGGAUCCCGUACGGCCGCUCUGCUCGCAUUACGGGGCGCUGGUGGGGCUGAACGCCCUCGGCUGGAAGGCAGUGGAGAGGGUCCUGUACCCCCAGCUCUCGACCUACUGGCCGAACCUCCAGGCUGUGCUGGACGACAACUCCGUCUCGAACGCUCAGGUCAAGGCCGACGGACACAAGGUGUACGGGGCCAUGCUGGUCGCCGUGGAGAAGCUUCUGAAAGCCAAGGCCUGGCUGCACCCCGGCCUGGACUGCGGCCCCGACGCCCCCUCCCCGGCCGGCAGCCCCCCCCGCGACCCCCCUGCCGACUUCGGCUUCGGCUUGGCCAGCCACCUGCUGCAGACGGUCCCGGGCCCCUCGUCCCCACCUCCGCGGCCCCCUCCGCCCCCCUCCUCGCUGCCCUGCCUCUACCGGCACCUCUACUCCUUCUUCGGGGACAGCCUGUCCCUGCGCUUCGGCACCGGCCCCGGCCUGGCCUCCCCGUCCCCCUCGCCCACUGCCCAGCCCUCCCUCUCCCCGACCCCCUCCCCGGCGCGGGACGGGGAGGCCCCGAGGGCCCAGCCCCCGCCGGAGGGGGCCGAGGCCCCCCGCAAGAUGCCGCAGCUGACCCUCAGCCUGACCCUCAGCCCCAGGCCGGAGGGGAGCCCCUCCGCCGACCCCUCGGGGCCCCGGCCACCCCCGCACCGGGCGGGCCUCGCCGCCAAGCCGCUGUCGGCCCGCCAGGCCCAGCACGAGAGGGACUCGGGCCAGGCGCGGGGCGCGGCGGGGGUGCGGGAGGCCUUCCAGCGCAGCCGGCUGUCCCCCUGCCGCGGGCACCCGACCUUCCUCAUCGCCGGCCGGCAGGUGGGGCUGCGGGUGCGGGGCAGAGUCUUCCAGACCUCCUUCCCCCUGUACCGGGGCCCCAGCCUGGCCUCCAGGUACGGCCAGCGGCUGCCCAUGAUCGGCCGGGCCAACCGGGCCGCCCGGCGCUGGCCACACACCGACUACUCGCUACGCAUGCUCCUCUGAGUUUGCUGUGGGGGGGGCGGCGAGGGGAGAGCGACCCUCUCUAUCCCCCCCAACCCUUUCUCCACUUCAGACCCUCCCUCAGGUGAUACUCUCUCCCUCUCCUCCCCUCUCCCUCUUCCCCAACACACCCCCUCCUCCCCUCUCCCUCCUCCCCUCCCUUCUCCCUCCUCCCCUCCGCACCCCCUCCCUCCUCCCCUCCCCUCUCGCUCCUCCCCUCUCCCCCACUCCCUCCUCCCCUCUCCCCUCUCCCUCCUCCCCUCCCUUCUCCCUCCUCCCCUCCGCACCCCCUCCCUCCUCCCCUCCCCUCUCCCUCCUCCCCUCUCCCCCACUCCCUCCUCCCCUCUCCCCUCUCCCUCCUCCCCUCUCCCCCACUCCCUCCUCCCCUCUCCCUCCUCCCCUCUCCCCCACUCCCUCCUCCCCUCUCCCUCCUCCUGUCCCCAGUCCCUCCUCCCCUCGCCCUUCUCCCCCUCACCUCUCUCCCCUCCUCGCUCCAUUGUGGGAUUCCCCAACAUUGGCAAGCCUCUCCCUGCCCCCCCCCGCUGCCAUCCUGCCACAACGCUAGCUUCCCUCUCUGCCCCACUCCGUAUUGAGCAGGGAGGCGAAGCAGCGCACCUCUCCCCCCUCCAGGAAUACCAGCCCUAGAUCUCAGACCCACCCCACCCCUCACUUCCGUCCCGGGCCGCGUCCUUCCCCGGAGGCGGCAGAAACCGCGGACGCUGGAAGCUGGUGCGACGCACAAGUUGUCGGGGGAGCUCGGGAAGUGGACGGUCAACGGUUCGGGUGAAGGAUCUCCAUGCUGUCCCAUUGGCCGUCCCAUCUCCCUCUGUAGCUUCUUCCUGACCGGCUGAGUUCUGAUCUGCUCUGCAGUCACCUCACGGCAAGUCUACCGAGCUCCUGGGGUAAAACAUCUGCCCGUCACAAAGACUCAAAACCUCCCCCAGCGACUGUCACUGCCGAGAACUACUUUUCUAUGUCACGUUUUGAGCUUUCCGUGUAUAUUUGGGAAUGUUUGAUACAAAGUUUGGAAUUAAAAAGGAAUGAAUCCGUACGCGUGACACUUUCGUACAUUUUGGGGCGUGGUGGAGAGCCACAACGCUUCACAGCGCCGGCGACCCAGGCUCGAUUCCGGCCACUGUCCAUAAGGAGUUUGUACGCUCUUCCCGGGACCAGCGCGU
Messenger RNA from Mobula hypostoma (lesser devil ray), 3857 nucleotides. RefSeq names its product TAF6-like RNA polymerase II, p300/CBP-associated factor (PCAF)-associated factor (gene taf6l). Gene Ontology annotation, molecular function: RNA polymerase II general transcription initiation factor activity; protein heterodimerization activity; transcription coactivator activity. Gene Ontology annotation, biological process: RNA polymerase II preinitiation complex assembly; transcription initiation at RNA polymerase II promoter. The coding region runs from base 784 to 2682 and encodes 632 amino acids. Lineage: Eukaryota; Metazoa; Chordata; Chondrichthyes; Myliobatiformes; Myliobatidae. The transcript is spliced from 10 exons. Gene Ontology annotation, cellular component: SLIK (SAGA-like) complex; SAGA complex; transcription factor TFIID complex. The record is from RefSeq and is a predicted model, not a curated record.